AUGGCGGCUACGCCCAACGAGAACCAAUCCCCCCAACAUCUCGACGCCUCCAAACUAACCUACACCUAUACAACCAACCCACGCAAUGUCCCCGACGAAACCACAGCCACCGCAAACGACGAAACCAUCUGCACCGACCACAUGGUCCUCGCAACCUGGAAGUCCACCACCGGCUGGUCAACCCCAGAACUAAAGCCCUACGGGCCCUUAUCCCUCCUCCCCAGCGCCUCCUGCCUCCACUACGCCACAGAGUGCUUCGAGGGCCUCAAGGCGUACCGCGGAUAUGACGGGAAACUACGCCUCUUCCGCGCUGAACACAAUGCCGCGCGACUGAACAUGUCCGCUGCUCGCAUCUCCUUGCCACAAGUUGACACCCUGGAACUGCAGAACCUCAUACAAACAUUACUAUCCGUCGACGGACCCAAAUGGCUUCCUCCCAACCGCGCUGGAGACUUCCUGUACGUGAGACCAACUAUCAUCGGCACCCAGCCAACCCUGGGCGUGCAGGCGCCAAAGGAGGCCAUCUUGUUCAUCAUCCUGGGCUACAUGCCACGCGUGGACACAAUACCAGGCGGAAUGAGACUGCAAACCUCCCCAGAGGACAUGGUGCGCUCGUGGCAAGGCGGCAUCGGACACGCCAAGGUCGGCGCGAACUACGGUCCCUCCGUUCUUGCAACGCAGGAUGCUUCCCGCCGUGGCUUCCAUCAGAUCCUCUGGCUUUACGGGAAAACUGGGGAGUGUACGGAGGCUGGGGGCAGUAAUCUAUUUGUUGUCUGGGUUCGGAAGGAAGAUGGGAAGAAGGAGUUGGUUACGGCGCCCUUGGAUGAUCGGCUUAUCCUGAAUGGGGUUACACGGCGGAGUUGCUUGGAUCUGGCGAGGGAGAGGAUGGGGAGUUUGCUUGAGGUGACGGAACGGAAGUAUACUAUUGGGGAGGUGAUGGAGGCUGAGAGGGAGGGGAGGCUUUUGGAGGCGUUUGGGGCGGGAACGGCUUGGUUUAUAUGCCCCGUCUCCCUGAUCCAGCACCGAGGGCAAGACAUUUAUGUUGGAUCGAACGAUGGACCUGGUGAGGUGACCGGCCAGAUCAAGGGCUGGCUUAGCGAUAUUAUGUACGGAAAUGCAGAGGACGAAUGGGCGAGUGUCGUGCCUGAGAGGGAUUAUCACGAACGGUGA
Aspergillus glaucus CBS 516.65 is the source of this 1170-nucleotide messenger RNA. RefSeq lists its product as uncharacterized. The transcript is spliced from 2 exons. Bases 1 to 1170 code for a protein of 389 amino acids. Gene Ontology annotation, biological process: L-leucine biosynthetic process; L-valine biosynthetic process. The record is from RefSeq and is a predicted model, not a curated record. Gene Ontology annotation, molecular function: branched-chain-amino-acid:2-oxoglutarate transaminase activity. Gene Ontology annotation, cellular component: mitochondrion. NCBI's taxonomy places the organism in Eukaryota, Fungi, Ascomycota, Eurotiomycetes, Eurotiales, Aspergillaceae.